UACGUUACAGGUUUUUAUUUCUACGAAUAAAUGUGAUUCCGAAAAAUGGCAGCCAAAGACGUACCUCUACACGAUGCUGUCAAACCCUUGCAGUGGUUGUUAGGCAAAUGGAAAGGGGAGGGAAAGGGUAUAUAUCCAACCAUCGAGGAUUUUAACUAUAUUGAAGAUUUAGAAUUUUAUCAUGUUGGCCAACCCAUGCUCCAAUUUAGCUUUUCCUCUGUAAAUAAAGCAACGAACAAACCACUUCACAGAGAAGCUGGAUUUCUUAGAAUCAAACCAGGAACAAAUCAAGUUGCCUUUAUAUCUUCACACAACAAUGGUGUCAGUGAAAUGGCGGAAGGAACAGUGGGCAGCCAGUGUAUUACAGUGGAAUCACACACCCUUGGCAGAAUGAGUUUUGGAAAAGACCCUAAAACAAAAAAGUUAAAGAGAACGAUAAAUCUUGAUGGAGACACACUACAUCAGAUUUUAUACAUGGAAACAGACGUUACUCCUCUUACAGAACAUCUUCGAGCAACAUACAGAAAAAUUUAAAUUUUGUUUACAUCGGAAUUUUUAUGCAUUGUCUUAUCAUCAGAGUCUUUUUGAUAUUUUGUUCUAUUGUUAUUCUUUAAUGAUCUAGUACUAUAAUAUGUUACACCACCACAAACUUAGCUUCAUGACAUUCUUUCAGUUUUUAUCUAUAUUUAUUUUUCAUUAUUUUUGUGUGUUAUAACCAGA
Saccostrea cuccullata (small rock oyster) is the source of this 720-nucleotide messenger RNA. RefSeq names its product peroxynitrite isomerase THAP4-like. The transcript is spliced from 5 exons. Bases 46 to 534 code for a protein of 162 amino acids. The record is from RefSeq and is a predicted model, not a curated record. NCBI's taxonomy places the organism in Eukaryota, Metazoa, Mollusca, Bivalvia, Ostreida, Ostreidae.